AUGGCCAAAUCAACGCGCUCUAAAUCUAAACGCGCCUUUCGGCGCACGAAGCGGGAAGAAGGGGUAUAUGCUGCUGUCCACGCAGCGCGACUUGAACGACUAUCGUCCAAACUGGCCGCCAAGGUUUCGGCGGACAAGGACGGAGACCAGGCUAUGGAAGAAGAGGAUACAGAGGAGCAAGUGAAAGACGGAAGUGAAGGUGAGUGCCGUUCUGCUUUAUCGUACCGGUUCCAUGGCACGAAUGCUUGCGAGUCCGAGGUUUAUCGUUCGGAGUUGGUGUCGGAUAGUAGUAGCGAAGAUACCACCGAUGGGGAGGGCAGCCUCAAUAAUUUGGAGCUCUGUCAGCGUAUGGAUUGCGACAGUAUCGAAGAGGAUGGAGAUGGGGGUCAGAUGGAGGAGCUCUGUCAUCUUAUGGCUGGCUUGAACUUGGUUCAUGACAUCGAUAUGGAGGAGCUCUGCCAUGACAUGGCCCGGUUAAAUAUGGCGGAGAGUAUUCACAGACCUAUCGCUAAAGGCGAUGGAGACGUUGAGAUGGAGUCUGUUCACGAGUUUUUAGCUUGGUUGGAAGCAGGUGCGAGGUUGGGCGCGCCCUCUGGAUUUAUAUGCCGACCAAGCACUGAGCGAGUCUGUUACGAAGACUGGAACGAACGGAUUGCUCGUUGGCGCCUCGAAGUGCAUAUGCACUCAGAGAGUAGCACAGGGGAUGAAACAGAACUCAUCACACCUGUGCAACUGCCUUUUCACGAUCCAGACGAGGUCCAGGAAGAUCCGCUCUUUCGAUCUGAAUAUGCAGGCCCACUCUCUCAGGCGGCGUUUUUGGACGCGGAGUCCCUCCGUCCGCUGUUUAGCUCCGGUGGUAAUCUCAGCUUCAGUAACACCAAAUAUCGUUCUUUAUUCCAACAGAGUCUUCACUUUGAGAUACCAUGGUGUAUGACUGGUGCUGGCAGAUACAUACUCGAGGAUGGGAGUUCAUGA
This is a messenger RNA of Rhizoctonia solani, 975 nucleotides long. RefSeq lists its product as uncharacterized. Gene Ontology annotation, cellular component: preribosome, large subunit precursor. The transcript has a single exon. The record is from RefSeq and is a predicted model, not a curated record. Bases 1 to 975 code for a protein of 324 amino acids. NCBI's taxonomy places the organism in Eukaryota, Fungi, Basidiomycota, Agaricomycetes, Cantharellales, Ceratobasidiaceae.